This is a messenger RNA of Ochlerotatus camptorhynchus, 3864 nucleotides long. RefSeq lists its product as uncharacterized. Lineage: Eukaryota; Metazoa; Arthropoda; Insecta; Diptera; Culicidae. The coding region runs from base 1 to 3864 and encodes 1287 amino acids. The record is from RefSeq and is a predicted model, not a curated record. The transcript is spliced from 4 exons.
AUGACCGAAUUAAAGACGCUUGUGCACCUUCGGGGCCAAGCAAAAGCCAAAGUGACCAGAAUUCGGAAAAGAAUCGAAGAAUUGGCUGAACUCGGCGUCGUGCAGCUGACCCUAGCACAGCUGAAGGUGUAUUCCCGGAAUUUGGAGGCACAUUUUCAAGAAUAUCUUAGACUACAUCAUCAAAUCACCGGCCUGUUGCCACCGGAGAAGAUAGAUGACAACGACGCUACGUACUUGCAAUUUGAAUCCCUCCACAUUGAAACCUCUGCGUUGGUGGAAAGUCUAAUUCAAGAUUCGAUCCCGAAUACCGCACCUCCUGUGGUAGUGCCCGUGUCCCAAUCCUUGAGUAGUCAGCCACCGCAAAUAAUCGUUCAGCAACAGCCACUUCCGGUUCCCAUCCCUUCCUUCGAUGGAAAACCGGAAAAUUGGCCAAGGUUCCAGCAAGUGUUUUCGGAUGUCAUGUCAAGGUCCAAAGACUCCAACGCUGUUAAGUUACACCACCUUGAAAGAGCACUCGCGGGUGGUUCCGCUGUCAAACUUAUCGACCCAAAGACGCUUAGUGAUGGAGAUUUCGUCCACGCCUGGGAGUUACUGCUUGACGUUUACGAUGAUGAAAGAAAGGCAGUUGACUCUCAUAUCUACGGCUUAUUGAGUCUCAAGCGGAUGAGCAAGGAAUGUUCCAAGCAGCUGAGGGAGCUUUUGAACGAGGUAACCCGCCACGUGGAAGGAUUAAGGCUAUUGGAGCAGAACUUGGAAGGAGUUUCCGAAAGGUUCGUUAUUGUCGUCCUAUCCGGUGCACUGGAUCCGGAAACGAGAAAGCAGUGGGAAGUUACCAUUCCCCAUAAGGAGAUUCCAACGUAUGAUGAUACCAUCAAGUUUUUGAAGGAGCGAUGUUCAUUGUUGGAACGUUGCGAAGUUAGCCAACCGAAGUCAUCGAAGGAGUCAAACCUGAAACCGUACUCAAAACCCCAACCGGCAAAGUCAUUCGCUAUGGCUACACCCGUAGCUAAUAGUGAAGUGAAAUGUGAUGUCUGUAGUGCAAAUCAUCCCAAUUUUAAGUGCGACAGUGUUUCAUCGUUGUCCAACUCAAUUCAUAAGGUUCCUUUGUCGGAUGGCACGCUUUUGCUAACGGCCAUGGUUGAUGUUCUUGACAGCCGUGGAAAUCCGCAUCCCUGCCGUGCAUUCCUCGAUUGUGGUUCCCAACCACAUUUAGUUUCCCGUUCCUUGAUUGAGUGUUUGGAAAUCGACGAAGUUCCCACCCAUGUUGAAGUCGUCGGAGCAACUGGUAAACGAUCAGUGUUGGACAAGAAAGUAAAGCUUUCGUUCCGUUCUCGUUGUAUGGAUUAUGAAGCCCAGAUUGAAUGUUUGGUCACCAAUGUGGUGACUGGCCCUAUUCCUAGUAGAAAAUUGGAUGUUCGUUCUUGGAGUAUUCCCCCAGGCUUAGCACUUGCCGAUCCUUCCUUCCACAUACCCGGACAAGUUGAUCUCUUGAUCGGAAUUAAACUCUUCUUCCACUUGAUGCUACCCGGACAGUUAGUGUUGGGUAAUGAUUUUCCAAUUCUUAAGGAAACCCGUCUGGGAUGGGUUGUUGCUGGUGGUACUGAGGAUAUUGAUCAGAAUCAGCAUUGCUAUGCAGCCACACUACGUCCGCUAUCAGAAUGUAUGGAAAGAUUUUGGUCUGUCGAGUCCAUUGAGGAUGCGGAUGCCGUAUCUAAGGAGGAGCAAGAUUGUGAGCAGCUUUUCAGUUCCACUUCUGUUCGAAACCCUGAUGGUACCUACACUGUCCACCUUCCGUUAAAGGAAUCUGUAAGUGAUCUAAGUAAUAACCGAUCGUUGGCCCUAAAGCGUUUCUUCAUUUUGGAGCAUCGAUUCAGCAAGAAUGCCGAUUUGAAGGGUGCUUACGUUGAUUUCAUCAACGAGUAUAAAUCGUUGUCCCAUUGUAAGGAAGUUUCCGAGGUAGAUGACGUCCCUGGGAAGUUGGUUCACUAUUUACCUCACCAUGCGGUCUUGAAACCAAGUAGUUCCACCACCCGUUUAAGAGUUGUCUUCGAUGCUUCGGCUCGAACAACUGGUCCAUCUCUUAAUGACGUUUUGAUGAUUGGUCCGACAGUUCAGCCCGACAUUUUUUCACUAAACCUGCGGUUCCGUACACACCGUUUUGCAUUAAAGGUUGAUGUUUCAAAAAUGUUUAGGCGAAUCAAGAUAGCUGAGGAUCAUUCUCCCCUUCAGAGGAUUUAUUGGAGGGAAAACCCUGAUGCCCCACUUCAGAUCCUAGAGUUGACAACCGUUACUUAUGGAACAGCCAGUGCCCCAUUCUUGGCCACACGAACAUUGUUGCAGUUAGCCCGUGAUGAAUCUCACAAUUUUCCAAUAGCUUCCAAGGUUUUAGAAGAGGAUGUUUAUAUGGAUGACGUGGUAUCAGGAGCUGAUACCAUCGAGCAGGCAAUUGAUCUUCGUUUGGAGUUGACAAACUUGUUGAACUCUGGAGGCUUCCCUGUUCAUAAAUGGUGUGCAAGUGACCCAGCCAUACUCGAUACAGUGCCUGAAGAAGACCGAGAAAGGUUCUUAGAGUUUGAGUAUUCAGAUGUCAACAAGGUUAUCAAAACCUUGGGUCUAUUAUGGGAUCCAGAUGAGGAUAUUUUCCGUUUCCAUUGCGAAUUGAAGUUACAGUCGUCGCCUAUCUCAACCAAGCGAGUUGUCCUCUCUGAAAUUGCUCGAAUAUUUGAUCCUUUGGGUCUUAUUGCUCCGGUGAUUGUUUUGGCAAAGGAAAUCAUGCAGUGUUUGUGGAAAGAUGGUUUGGGUUGGGAUGACUCAUUGGAAGGUGAAGUUCUGCAAUCUUGGCUUACGUUUAGAGAUUCGUUGAAGUAUAUUGAUAUGGUCAAGAUUCCCCGCUACGUGGGAUUGACGGACGUUAAACUCGUCGAAAUACAUGGGUUCGCUGACGCUUCCAACCGUGCUUACGGAGCAGCUGUUUAUUUGAGAGUUGUUUCUGAUACCGAUGUAAAAAUUUCGUUGCUAUGCAGUAAAUCAAGAAUUGCUCCCUUGAAACCUUUGACGAUCCCUAGAAUGGAAUUAUGUGCCGCCGUAUUGUUGUCAAAAUUGGUUCCCAAAUGCAUCUCGUCGUUGAAAAUGGACAUAAAUCGCGUGUAUUUGUGGUCCGACAGUCGUAUUGUACUCGCCUGGUUGAAAAAGUCUUCCAGCCAGCUUGAAGUCUUCGUCCGCAACCGUGUAACGGAAAUCAAUACUGCAACCGUCGAUUAUUCCUGGCAUUACGUUCGUUCUAUCGAAAACCCAGCCGACAUUGUGUCCCGAGGACAGCUGCCACAGUAUCUUGCAAAGCUUUCUAAAGAACUGCUCGAGAAGAAGAAGGCAAUGGAAUCCAACUUGGAGGUGCUGAUGGAUCGGCGUGAACUGAUCAUAGAUAAAUUCAUCAGGAUGAAGGAAUCGUUGCAAGGAGAAGUCAACAUUCAUUUGCUCAAUCUUCACCUUGAAACACUGCGGCGGUUUGCGAACGAAUUUGACAAAAUACAUGCCGAAAUUUCCGUGCUGCUGCCGAGAAAUCAACGAGCUGCUGAACGCAAAGAGUAUGCGGUCUUCGAAAAAAUUCACAACGAACUUUACGUUGACUUGCAGGCUAUGAUCGCCGCAGCGCAAGAAGCAAGUAAUAUCAACAAGGAAAACCGUGGGCAAUCGAUUUCUCAGCUGGUUGAAACGUGUACGAAGCACGUCGAUUCUUUGAAAGGUCAUGGCUAUCCUGUCGAAGGCUUGGGGGAAUUGAUUGUGUCUAACGUUCUCUAUAAGAAACUCGACAACGAUACGCAGGAGCAACGGGAGCUGAAGCUGCCUAAGGGAGAAAUUCCUUGA